CUGCACGUUCAGGUCGGUAGUCGCAGACGGAUAGUCACGAAUGUCGCAUUUGAAUCGUUAAAUUACGAUUUCAUGUUCGUGUCACGCAAUGUAAAAAGAAAGAAAUGUAGAAGGAAAUAGAAACAAAUCAUCUAUUGUUCGAUUUGGUGGAUCAGUUUCGAAUAUUGUUUCUUGUCGGAAUAUAUAUAUAUUGUUUCCGAUUACGUUUUGUUUGAUUGAAGAAGAAAAGAAUUUAAUUUCGAUAGGAUUCAUCAUUGAGAUUCUUAAUGUGUCGUGAGAAUAUUGCAAAAAGCUUGGCGAGAGAAAGGUCAAGGAGUUCGGACCACUUUUGGUGCACCAUCGGAGCUCGAUUUCCAGAGGGGCGAUAUUCUGCGUCUGACAUCUUUUUAACGAUGCCUACGCGCUCUUUUUCCAUCGUAAUAAACCAUCACGUGCUAGAAGCCUGGCUUCCAAUUUAUUCGAGUGGCCAACCCUUCUACGGCAAAGACGCUCGACGUUUUCACCGCGAAUGAACGGUGCGAAACCACGCUCGUUUCGAGAAGUUUUCCCUCCUUCUAACGCGAGCACAGAAUUCUGUUCCAUUUUUCCCAACCAUUUUAUGAAUAUUUCCAAUUCGAUCGACCUCGAGUUUAUCAUCGUGAAAAAAUUUUACCCUUUUCUUAUUGCUUGACCUUUUACGACCAAAUGAUGUAUUCUUCAACAACGUGUCUAUACCUUAGAACUUAUCGUUUUACCAACAAAGUCCACCUUUUUCACAUAGAUAAUAUACAUAUUACAUAAACUAUUCAUUCGAAAAUUAUAGAUGCGAUAGUAAAUUAUGAAUUUACAUCAAUUUCUGAAAAGUUUAUCAUCAUUUCCGAGGAUAUCCGUUUUUAGACAUUGAUUUCUUUUCGUCUUAGAAAUAUUUCCUUUAAAUUUUACUAUAACAAAUGUUCAACGAUCAUUGAAAUCGCCAUUGAUAAAAAAGUAUAAAAAAAUACUCGAGGAGAAAGUAAUACAAUUAUCAUCGUUGGUUGAAAUCAACUGGAAAAGCAAAGAUUUUACAAUUUCGAACGAAGCAAUUUCGAUAUUGUGACGUGUCUAUUUCGAUCGUUCCGGAAAUUCCGUCUCUCCAAUUUUAUAUAGAUCCAUCCUAUCUCUCCUGCUCGUUUUUUUUUUCGAGGAUCCGCGAAGAAGAUUUCACGGAAAGACGCGCGUUUGCGCAGGAGUCGAAGAAUCCUCGCUCUCUGGAUCCUCGAUAUAUCCGAGGUGGUAAGCGAAACUCGGGAUUGUUCGGUCGUGGCUCGUUCAACGUGCACCGGUUGGACUCUUUGAUUUCUUCCAUAGUUGUAGCAACAGGUAGGGCGCGUGGGAUACCACGAAAUUUCGUCAAAGUCGAUCUCGUUUGUUGUGAGAGAAAAAGUGAAAUUUAGACCGACUUUUUCCACGGGCUAAUUGGGCUAAUUUUUAAGUUUAAGUAAAUUUCUAAAAAAAAAAAGCUAUAGUGUCUGUGCGGGGGUAAAAACAAAUCGAGUACGAUUAUGGAUUUAUCAACUCUCCCGAUUUUAUCGGCGAAUUAAUUAUUUUUGUUCAUCGUUCGACGACGAGUAUUACAAAGAAAUAUUAAUAUAGAAUAUAGAAAUUUGUGAUUUCGUGUUAUUGAGAUUAAUCGAGGGAGAUAGAAAGGUAGAAGAGACUUGUGAUAAUUGUGAAAAAAUAAAUCAUCGCGUUUUUUCGAGAAUAGAACGGAUCAUCAUGGAUAUUCAAGAGUUUCGUGUACGUGGUAAGGAGAUGGUGGAAUAUAUAUGCGAGUUCAUGAGCAAUAUUCACAAUCGGAGAGUAACACCGGACGUUGGCCCCGGAUAUUUGAGACCCCUCCUACCAUCGGAAGCACCGCAACAACCCGAGCCUUGGGAGAACAUUAUGAGGGAUGUCGAAUCGAAGAUCAUGCCUGGUAUUACUCAUUGGCAACAUCCGAGAUUUCACGCGUAUUUCCCAGCCGGAAAUUCCUUUCCAUCGAUUCUUGGUGAUAUGUUAUCGGACGCAAUAGGUUGUAUUGGAUUUUCAUGGGCUGCCAGCCCAGCCUGCACCGAGCUCGAGACGAUAGUCUGCGAUUGGUUCGGGAAAGCUAUUGGUCUACCGACGGACUUCCUUUAUUUCAGUCCUGGUAGCAAGGGAGGUGGCGUGAUACAAGGAUCAGCUUCAGAGUGUAUUUUAGUGUGCAUGCUAGCAGCGAGGGCGCAAGCAAUUGCAAGGUUGAAAGAAUCGGCUGCACACGCACACUUGGACGAAACUGCCCUUCUUGGAAAAUUGAUGGCUUAUUGCAGUCGCGAAAGUCACAGCUCCGUCGAGAAGGAUGCAAUGAUUUGUUUCGUGAAACUGAGAAUUCUAGAACCUGACGAUAAAAGUGUUUUACGUGGUGAAACUUUGCGUCAGGCAAUCGAAGCUGACACAGCCGAAGGAUACAUCCCCUUCUUCGUUUCCACCACUUUAGGCACGACUGCUUGUUGCUCCUUUGACAAUCUCAAAGAAAUCGGUCCAGUUUGUAAAAAAUAUCCAGGCGUGUGGUUGCACGUCGAUGCAGCUUACGCGGGCAAUUCUUUCAUCUGCCCGGAAUUGAAGUACCUGAUGGCUGGUAUCGAGUACGCGGAUUCUUUCAACACCAACACGAAUAAAUUCCUAUUGACGAACUUCGAUUGUUCCUGCCUAUGGGUCCGGGAUAGAUUCAAAUUGACCAGCGCGUUGGUCGUCGAUCCUCUUUAUCUCCAGCACACUCACGCGGAUACAGCUAUCGAUUACAGACAUUGGAGCAUACCCCUUAGCCGAAGAUUUCGUUCCUUGAAACUGUGGUUCGUGAUGAGAAGUUACGGGAUAUCCGGUUUACAGGCCUACAUUCGAAAUCACGUGCAACUAGCUAAAAGAUUCGAGGCUUUGGUUAGGAAGGAUACGAGAUUCGAACUUUGUAACGAGGUUGUGUUGGGAUUGGUCUGUUUCCGUGCAAAAGGUUCCGACAAACUGAAUCAGAAACUGCUUAGCACCAUCAAUGAUUCUGGAAAGUUGCACAUGGUCCCGGCAAGAGUGAAUCAACGGUUCACUAUUCGUUUCGCGCUUGCCGCGCCGAAUGCCACCGCUUCUGACGUUGAGACGGCGUGGAGUAUUAUAACGGAUUAUCUGGCCGAAUUAUUAGAGUCCAAGGAUGUUAUGGACGAAUUGGCAGAUAUUCGCGAGAAGAAAAGGAAAGCCACUUUGGAGCAAAGAAGAUCGUUCUUCGUUCGAAUGGUGUCCGAUCCUGCGAUCCAACCGGGAUUCACGAAGACACCGAACAGGACUGGGGCGAAAUUGGACACCCAAGCGACGAUCGGUGGUAUUGGCUCGAAUCCUCAUUCCACCACACGUUCGUGGAUAUCCUGGCCGCUCGCUUAUUUGAUGCAGGCGAAAGAUGCUGCUGAUACCAGUGAAUUGUCGCUUAGAUUUCGUCAUCUGGACACUAUGGUUCGCUUGAAAGCAAGCGGUACCGGAAGUCGUCGCGGUAGCAGCAACGGUUGCAGCCCGGAUCCAUCGCCGUCCGCCUCGCCGUCCCGCGGAAGAUCACCGAACGGAAGGGCGUAAAAUAUCUCGCGUUUGUCCAAAAAUUGUCUUUUUCUAAACUUUUCCCCAAAAAGGUGUAUCUAUAGAAACGAGGAUUGAAACGAUGGACGACAAAAAAAUCGACGAAAAGGAAUUUAAAAAAAAAAUGAUGAAACGAAGAAUGGUAGACGAUACAUCUCUAAAAAAAUUCUCUUAAAAUUGCUCAGCGAAGAAACGGACGAAGAAACACUCGAAAUCGAUCGACGAUUAUAGAUUGUAAUAAUCCCAUUGCCACCUUUUUUCCUUUGUUUCAGUCACUUUUUCGGAAACUUGUGCGCAAGUUAGUUGCAAGAUUCGCAUUCUCGACCGAAGGAAGCGCUCGAUAAAAUAUAAGUACAUCUUCUUUACUUGCUUAUCGAUCUGUUUAUAUAAGUCUGCUCUCUUUGGAUCGCGACAGAGAUGCGUUACCACCAUGCGGAACACGCUACAUGUGUAACAUAUUACUCUAUUAAAAUGUACUUACAUAUAUGAUAUAUAAAGCGUGCAUACAUCGACAUAGUAAAAAAAAAAGAAAAAAAAAAAAUUUCAGAAGUAAAAUAAUCAACGUCCCGAUUAUUCACCAUCGUCUCGAAAUGCAAUCGUUUUCUGUCGUUCACGGAGAUAUAAUCUGUAAAUUGGGCCGAGUAGGGGAAGGAGUUAGAAUAAAAAAUAUGAGACGGAAACUCGUGGCUCGGGAAUAUCGAAAAAAAGUCAUAAAGUGCUGUUCGUUAUUCGAUCGAAAAGGUUGGGGUCACUGAGGGUGAGCCGAUGCACCUGGACCGCCCAGUUUGCUUGAAUAUCGUUUUUCUCUCCCUCCCUCCCUCCCUCUCUCUCUCUCUCCCUCUUCCUCCGGCUAAAUAUGACAUUUAUUCAAUUUCGUUUCGAUUCCGUUUUGGUAAAGCUCGUUUGCGCAAACGACGAUGUCUCGUUCCGGAAGCAGAAGCGUUGAAUACGUGAUUCUAAUCGAAUAUCGUGAUCGGCCAUUCCCUCUCAAAAAAAAAAAAAAAAAGAAAAAAUACAAC
Molecule: messenger RNA, 4607 nt
Organism: Apis mellifera (honey bee)
Lineage: Eukaryota; Metazoa; Arthropoda; Insecta; Hymenoptera; Apidae
Product: aromatic-L-amino-acid decarboxylase
Exons: 13
Coding region: 1735-3588 (617 amino acids)
Biological process (GO): amino acid metabolic process
Molecular function (GO): pyridoxal phosphate binding; carboxy-lyase activity
Source: RefSeq, a predicted model, not a curated record